AUGACAUCAAGCAACGGCCAGAAGCUUGUCUCUAUCAACCCGACAACCGAGUCUGAGAUCGUUUCAGUCUAUGCCGCGACGGAAGAGGAUGUUGAUUCAGCAGUCCGUGCAGCCCGUUCAGCGUUUGAGAGCGAGGCAUGGCAUGGCACAGACGGCACUGGGCGCGGGCAGCUUAUGAUGAAACUUGCCGACAUUGUCCAGCGUAACCAAACAGUUCUUGCAACCAUUGAAUCCUUGGAUAAUGGAAAGCCCUACAGCAAGGCCCUGGGGGAUAUAGAAGAAGUGUGCAGUGUCUUGCGCUACUAUGCAGGUUGGGCCGACAAGAACUAUGGUCAGACCAUCGAGACGUCUCGCGCAAAGUUCACGUACACAGUCCGUGAGCCUAUCGGUGUCUGCAGCCAGAUUAUACCAUGGAACUAUCCCAUCGGAAUGGCUUCAUGGAAGCUUGGUCCAGCCCUUGCCUGCGGCAAUACGAUUGUCAUCAAAGCUUCGGAGCAAACACCACUGUCGAUUCUGUAUUUCGCCAACCUGGUUGCAGAAGCCGGAUUCCCGCCAGGCGUUCUUAACAUUAUCAAAGGCCACGGAUCCGAAGCCGGCGCCGCACUCGUCCAGCACCCUGAAGUCGAUAAGGUCGCCUUCACCGGAAGCACAGCUACCGGCAAGCAGAUUAUGAAGUUAGCUAGCAAAACAUUGAAGAAUAUCACCCUGGAAACUGGCGGCAAAAGUCCCCUACUUAUCUUCGACGACGCCCCGCUCGAAAAUGCCAUAUGCACAGCAACAUCUCGAGUUUUCGUGCACGAGCACAUCUACGAUUCGUUCAUGGACGCAUUUGUCGCUUAUGCCACUAGUGUCAACGUUAUAGGCGACCCAUUUGACAAUAACACGUCCCAGGGAGCCCAGGUUUCGAAACAGCAGUUCGACAAGAUCCUGGCGUAUGUCCAGGCUGCAAAGGAAGAAGGCGCUACUAUUGUUUCAGGGGGUACAGUAGCAGAGAACAGACCGAAUAACAAAGGGUAUUUCAUCUCGCCGACUGUUGUGGGGAAUGUCAAGUCCAGCAUGCGCGUGUACCGAGAAGAAAUAUUCGGGCCAUUCGGUGUCUUCAUCAAGUUCAAUGAUGAGAAGGACGUUAUCAAAAUGGCCAACGAUACAGAUUAUGGCCUCGCUGCUGCUAUCUAUACUCGUGACAAUGCAAGGAUUCACCGCAUUGUGCCACAACUCAAGGUUGGUAUGGUGUCUGUUAAUGCUACCAAUAAUAGUGACUUCCGGGUGCCGUUUGGGGGUGUGAAGCAAAGUGGAAUUGGGAGGGAGCUUGGACAGGCAGGAUUGGAGGCAUAUUCUAAUAUUAAGGCUAUUCUGAUGAACAUCACCUAG
This is a messenger RNA of Penicillium samsonianum, 1371 nucleotides long. Its product is annotated as Aldehyde dehydrogenase N-terminal. The coding region runs from base 1 to 1371 and encodes 456 amino acids. NCBI's taxonomy places the organism in Eukaryota, Fungi, Ascomycota, Eurotiomycetes, Eurotiales, Aspergillaceae. Gene Ontology annotation, molecular function: aldehyde dehydrogenase (NAD+) activity. The transcript has 4 exons. The record is from RefSeq and is a predicted model, not a curated record.